Molecule: messenger RNA, 1659 nt
Organism: Macrosteles quadrilineatus (aster leafhopper)
Lineage: Eukaryota; Metazoa; Arthropoda; Insecta; Hemiptera; Cicadellidae
Product: elongation of very long chain fatty acids protein 7-like
Exons: 9
Coding region: 184-1065 (293 amino acids)
Biological process (GO): sphingolipid biosynthetic process; very long-chain fatty acid biosynthetic process; fatty acid elongation, polyunsaturated fatty acid
Cellular component (GO): endoplasmic reticulum membrane
Molecular function (GO): fatty acid elongase activity
Source: RefSeq, a predicted model, not a curated record
CGUCAUUGUUGCACUAGGUGUCUAGUAGUUAUGAGUACAAAACAUCCAUAGUCACUCCAACUACCCAGGAUUGUGACAACAGUACAGAAAUAUUCAAUAAUGUCCUAACGACAAGCUCUGGGAGUGGUCCGCUUUUAAAUGACCAGUUAAGCGGACAAACUACUAAGUGCCUGAGAGAAAAGUAUGGUUAGUUCUGCUAACGUUCUAAAAAUGACAUUCCAGGAGGCUUUGAAACCGUAUGAAUUUCAAGAAUGGGAAGAUGAAGCUGUAGAUUCGUACUGGAUGAUGUCCAGUCCCUACCCUGUAACUGUCCUCAUGGUAGGCUACCUCACGUUCGUCACGUAUCUCGGACCUCACCUCAUGGCAGAACGCAAGCCCUUCAAUCUAAAGUAUACCAUGAUGGUGUACAAUAUCGCACAAGUCAUAUACAACAUUUGGUUUCUUCAUUUAUAUUUCAGCGAGUCAAAGAUGUUUGGUUACAUGAUGCAAGAAGCUUGCAGUCCGUCCUAUCCUCCUCGGAACCAAGCUCUCAGGCUGUUUUCAUUUAAAGUGACAUGGGUGUGGCUGAUGUCCAAGGUAGCCGAUUUAGUCGAUACGAUGUUUUUUGUGUUGAGGAAGAAGCAAUCACACAUAUCAUUUCUACACUUGUACCAUCACACGCACAUGGUAGUUAUCGUGUGGUUGUAUCUAAAAUAUGUCAGAGGAGAGCAAGGCAUCAUGAUCGGGCUGGUCAACUCAGUUGUGCACAUUAUCAUGUACAGUUAUUACUUCUUAUCAGCUCUGGGGCCCGGCGUUCAGCGAUAUCUCUGGUGGAAACGAUACAUCACCUGGCUACAACUCUUCCAGUUCUUCGUGCUGAUGGUGUUCUUCGUAUCCCUGUUGGCCAUGUGUUCUACACCACCACUUCAGACCGCCUACAAUGUGUACGCCGCUCUACAGGGCGUCAUAUUCACCGUAUUGUUCCUCAACUUUUAUUUCAAAUCAUAUAAGAAAACAUCGAGAAAAAGUUCAAAAGUCACAAAAAGUGUUGAAAAUAGUAGUAAACAUGUAAAAUUAGGCAAAUAGUUUAGGUCUUAUUAAAUAUAGCUUAGUUUACUUUUUUACUUUUUAUACUAAAUACAUGUUAUUACUUUUAAUCUGAUUUAAAAGAAAACGGGUAUUUUGUUUGAUCAUCAAAUGUGGGUUCUGUAAAAUACAUUAUGUCAAUCCACGAAAACUCAUUUAAAUACGUAAUGUCUGCAUUUUUGCUACAAUUAUCUUGAGAUUAAAAAGUAUGAACUCUAUGGCUUACAAAUAGGGGCUAUUUAUCGAUCUUAUUGUAAAUAACAUUAAAAACCCACAUCAAUGUAAUACCACUAGAUGAAACACUAAUAAUAUUCUAUUACUAAAAUCGGCACAACGUUAUGUUGCUUCAUGGGUUUAGAGCAGUUAAAACUGUUAUUUUUCAUUUCAAAACCUGAACCACAAGUAUCUAGGAGGACUAAACUAUAUAUUUGAAGCUAUACAGGGUGUCCCACGAAGAGGUUCAGACGUUUGAUUUGGUAUUACUUGCCCAUUUAUGUACCGAAUAUUUUGAAACUUUUCACAACUUAGUUUUCUGUGAAAAUUUCAGCUCCCUAACCCUUGAAGAAAGAACAUUUUUGGCAUAUUAAAAAAUGA